UGCGGGAGUAUUUCCUUAUCUCGCUGACUCGUUGUAAAGCAAAAAAAAAAACAAAACAACCAGAAGGAUAGCUACGAAAUUUGCUGCACCGUUUUUUUUUUUUGUAGUGUUCACGAAAAUUCUGUUCCUCUCGGUGCUGGAUUUGAAAAUUUUUAUAUACAUAUGUACAAAAUUAAGAAAUUUAUUUUUUGGUGCUGCUACUAAAAUUAGCAUAUUCUGCAUAUAUUUGCUAAAAAUAGCCUAAUUUCGGUGACAAGUACUUUUGAUUGACAGUUCUCAACAAAAAUGGCUGCCAAGAAUGGGUUGCUUGCUGAAACCUCGUCCAACUCUACAGCGGUUCAAAAAAACAAAGCAACUGACGAUGGUAAUGCCAAUCUUAACAAAAAGACUGCUGCCACUUGCAAGGGAAAGUGCAAAUUCCACGAAGCUUUUACAUUUUUCACCGGCUAUGAGAUCGAUAACUUCACAUCCUAUGCCAGUUUCACGAAUUGGUUACAUCGACCCGUUGAUGCCUCAGCGAUCGGAGUUUUUCGUAUGUUAUAUGGCCUGGCUAUGUGCAUCGACAUUGCGGAAGAGCGUGGCGGCGGCCAAAUGGAUUUGCGCUUCGGCGAGCCACAACACUGUCAUUUUCCGCUCUUUAAUGACAUGCGCGCCGUCUCGUUUCCGUUGAUGGGCUGCAUUUAUCUGGUCAUGUGGUUGGGCGCACUCGGCAUAAUGCUGGGCUAUCGCUUUCGCCUCAGCUGCCUGGUGUAUAUUAUGCCAUAUUGGUAUAUAUUUCUGCUCGACAAACCGGCGUGGAAUAAUCACAGUUAUUUGUUUGGUUUGGUUGGCACAAUACUUCUAUUCACAGAUGCGAAUCGGUAUUGUUCUUUGGACAAAUACCUACAACCGAAUAUGCCGGAGACUGUACCCUACUGGAACUACUUUUUAGUAAAGUUUCAAUUUUUCGUGCUCUACGUGUAUGCCGGUUUGAAGAAAUUCACCGCCGAGUGGCUUUCUGGCUAUGCCAUGUCCAGUCUCAGCCAGCAUUGGGUCUUCAGACCAUUUCGUUCGCUGUUGUCGGCGGAAUUAACGGAUCUGUUGAUAGUACAUUGGUUUACAGCGAUUUUCGACUUUUCCAUUGCCUUCUUUAUGACCUGGGAGGCGACAAGGCUUCUGGCCACGCCUUUUAUGAUCAGCUUUCACUUGAUGAACUCGCGACUAUUUGUGAUAGGCAUGUUCCCUUGGGUCUGCUUGGCCGAGGUGCCGCUCUUCUUUGGCUUUAGCUGGCCUCGCAAACUUACUUUUAAGCGCUUUGUGCUGCAUAUUUUAACAGCAAGUAAAUCCAAGGCGCAAGCGCAGCAGCUGCCAGCAGAAAAAAUGAGCGCGACAACCGAAGCCACCACGAAAGAGUCUGCUGCUCCAGCGUGUGACCAGAAUCAGAUUUCGAGCGCCCAAAGCAACGAUUGCCAGACGGUGCACAUAAAAAGCCGUGGCUAUGCCGCGAAGUCGCGUACUGCGCUAAUACUCGCCUACUGCGCCCUGCAACUUUUCCUGCCAUAUUCGCAUUUCAUCACCAAAGGUUACAACAAUUGGACUGAAGGACUCUACGGCUAUUCCUGGAACAUGAUGGUGCACACCUACGACACAGUCCUGACAUCCGUUAAACUCGUCGACAACAACAACGGCAAUGUACACUACCUAGAUCCGUAUGCCUUCACCGAAUAUGACCGCUGGACAAAACAUGCCGAUAUGGCUUACCAGUACGCGAAAUGCAUUGCGGCCAAUAUACGUGAAGAUUACGCGAUAGAUCCACAGGCUAGCCCAUUGAGUUCGACGAAUAUUUCGAUUUACUUCGAUGUUUGGUGUUCGAUGAACGGACGCUUUCAACAGCGCGUCUUCGAUCCACGUGUGGAUCUGCUCAAGGCUGAGUGGUCGCCAUUUCGGCAUACCCCGUGGACACUGCCACUGCUGAACGAGUUGAAUUAUAUGCGCCCAAAAUUGAAGACUAUGACGAAUGAGGUUUUGGGUUGGAGUAAUUACUCUGAUGUGAUUUUCGUAGCCGACUUUCCGGGGCUAACGUUGGACAAUUACAUUUCGCCUGAAUUGACAAAUGUAACGCUCACUAUUCUGGCGGGAAACGUGCGCUAUAAAAGUGACGAUGAGGAUGAAUUUUACUUUCUAACGGCUGGCAAGAGUUUUGUAUUGAAAAGUGGGGAGACACAUCAUAUAACAACAAUCGGACAGAAGCCAUCUUCAUAUCUCUAUACUUUCAUGAACAAAACAAUGAUCGAUAAUGAGUUGCUGAUCGAUGAUUACAGCAGCAAAGAACCCAAACCGUUGUUGCCACUUUGGGAUGAAUUUAAGAGUCGCGUAAAAAACUAUAAACAAUUCCUUAAGCAUAUGGCUAAUUGUGUGUUGUAUUUGUUUUAUGACGUGCCAAUACCUAUGGAAGUACGUGAGCGCAACUAGAGAUUUUUUUUUUUAGCAUAAACUGCCUCGAAAACCGCUUUUGCCGAAAAAAAAGCAUUUGAGAUCAAAAUGUUAAAAUUGUGUGAUAAAUGGAUAAUAAAGUUA
Messenger RNA from Rhagoletis zephyria (snowberry fruit fly), 2556 nucleotides. RefSeq names its product gamma-glutamyl carboxylase (gene GC). Gene Ontology annotation, biological process: peptidyl-glutamic acid carboxylation. The record is from RefSeq and is a predicted model, not a curated record. Gene Ontology annotation, molecular function: vitamin binding; gamma-glutamyl carboxylase activity. Lineage: Eukaryota; Metazoa; Arthropoda; Insecta; Diptera; Tephritidae.